CCUUUUGUGUCCGAACUCUCUAUUAAUCAUGUCCACUAAUCCCAAUAAUACUGGGGAUUGGUAGUGGUGCCGAACUCGAACGUUUUAUUACAGCCACAGGGAUUGCAUGCGUCCCAGAGAUGCAUGACGCGACUGACCGACAAGGGUUGUCGUAUCCAAUUGCGAGUUGCUUAAAAACCUGCGCCUUUGUUGUGAACAGCUCCGUAACCACCUCUAUUCUAAAGCUAGAACUUGCAUUCGGAACACUAGAGUUUAACGUCACAAAAUGGACAAUCGUGUAUUCGCUGUCAUCAUUGGCAUCGACCAGUACAAGUCGGGAGACAUAUGGAACCUAGAAGCUUGUGUCGAUGACGCCAAAUCAAUGAAACGUUGGUUGGUGAAUGAUCUUGGUGUCCCCAAGCAUCAGAUAGCCAUGUUGUUCAACGAAAAAGCAACAAAGCAGAACAUCGAAUCUACGCUCAAUACUCACCUCUUGAACAAUAGCAGAAUUCGAAAGGGUGACGCGAUCCUCAUCUAUUUUGCUGGCCAUGGGAGUACGUUGAAGGCACCCCGUGAUUGGCUGCUAGAGAAAAACUUGCGCUGCAAUGUCGAGGUACUAUGUACUUACGAUCAUGAUACCAAAGGACCGGAUGGUCGGGUAGCUGGCAUAUCCGCUCGCGCAAUGCACACGUUUAUUCAUGACCUAUCGAAAUUGAAGGGAAACAACGUCACGCUUAUGUUGGAUGCUUGCUUCACAUCUCCUCCUCCGAGCUCUCGAGACCGUAGUUGUAUCCGCUGGACUGCAACCGGCAAAGCAGUUGCUGAGGAUCUGUAUCGCGGACAGCUUCCCUGUCCCAGACUCCAAAAGCGUAACGAAAGCUUCUACAACCGCCAUUGGACAACCCAUACCGUCAUCACAGCUUGCAGACCUGGUGCUACGGCGUUCGAAGGAAAGGAGGGAGGAAAACUUACUUCUGUGUUCCUUGAGACUGUGCGCUCUGUAGCGCUGCACGACACGUCUUUCUCUGAUCUCCUGGAAGAAAUCAAACGGAGGAUGGGCGAAGGCCAAAGUGUCUAUUGUUCAGGCGUCCACCCCGCCCGCCUCUUCAAUUCCAUACCAUUCACUCAAGACCACAGUUACAUUCCUGUGCAGUUUCAUCUCCAAAAAGGGAUCAGAAUUGAGCUCGGCUCAUUACACGGCAUCGAGAAGGGCGGGGAGUUUUCAAUUCAUGGUCACAACUAUGUUGGCUCUCGCAACCCCGUUUUAGCUUCCUUUACUGUUCAGCAAGUCCACCCCACUUGGUGCGUUGGGAAAACCAAAACCUCAUCCUUGUUGCCCAAACAUUGCUGGGCUCGUGUUCCGCGUAACCCUUCUUCCUAUCGCUUAAUAAAAGCGUUUCGAGCCUUGCUGCAUUCUGCAGCUUUACACAAGCCUCUUGCUGCUUCUCGAUUUGUCAGCAUUGUCAGUAUAUCCGAUAUCAAGAAUUCUACCACUAAGUCUGAGCUUAUCGAGACUGCUGAAGCUAUUCUCGCAUCGAAGCCUCUUCUUGCUCCUUUGAUGAAAUAACUACAGAAAAAAUCCAUUUCGAGGGCCCGGGUUCAAGUUGAGAUCGAUUUGGCUUCCGUAUUAUGUUCUAGAUAGCACCGUCUGCGACGGAUUGCCUGAUUUACUUAUUGUAAUUAUUAAUUUAUGCAAUAUACUUAUGACAUACCUCUCUUUGUCGACGUGUAAUCCGCACGCAAGCUGUCGUCCUGAAUUGACUGACGGGCAUUGGCAAACGCCGUCUGACUCUCAUGGCGUAACGCGAAGUUGAGUCAUUUGCACGUGACUUUAUU
Lentinula edodes (shiitake mushroom) is the source of this 1815-nucleotide messenger RNA. RefSeq lists its product as uncharacterized. Gene Ontology annotation, molecular function: cysteine-type endopeptidase activity. Bases 266 to 1546 code for a protein of 426 amino acids. Lineage: Eukaryota; Fungi; Basidiomycota; Agaricomycetes; Agaricales; Omphalotaceae. Gene Ontology annotation, biological process: proteolysis. The record is from RefSeq and is a predicted model, not a curated record. The transcript has 3 exons.